UUGUUAACAGCAGGAAUGUUUCUUUGUUGCCAGAGAGUGCUGGAAGCUUGUUUGUUACAAUUUACUGAAUGGUAUUCAGAGAAUUUACGAGAAUGGUAUUCCUUUGCAAACCAAAUGGGGAUUAAUGUUCAUUCCUCUGAGUCUGUAAGCUUUGGUUGACGGGCUUUGGGGCAGAUCGGCGCGAGGGGGUCGAGAGAGAGGUCGCAAUGCUGUCCCUCGCAGUCUCUGUCUUGGUGAUGACAGUCGGAUCUGUUCUUGGUCAGCAGGGCACCUGCGAUCUCAUUCCCAACACCAGUUCCUUCAGCUGCCCCUGUUUACCCUCUGGAUCACAGAGCCUGCACCUUCACAACCUUGCAGGAGUCUUUCGAGACAAUUGCUCGAGAGGGGAUGGGAACGGACUCUGCUGUCAAAACGCCACCCAGGCCAGAGUGGAUGCUGACCGCAUUGUCGUGAACUAUAACUGGGCAGUCCCCCGCACCAUCUACUGCGAGAUCGGCACGUCAGGCAUGGAGUGUCCCAGGCAGAGGACACCAGUAGACCAGUUGUCUACGCCACCAAAGGUGACAUCUCGGAAGCCAGUGACCACCAGGACAGACAGAAGAGAGGUGGAGGACACCACUACGAGGGUGCGUGUGUCGAUAGUAAUUCCAGUGGUGGUGCUGGUGCUCGUGCUGGUAGUCUUAAUUGGUGUCCUGGGUACUCAAUCUGUGGAGACAACGCCAGAAAAGAUGUCGGAGAAGGUUGGUCGAGAUGGAGAUGCUCAGUGAGAUGACUAAACCCCCACCACCCGAUCUCACCAAGGGUUUGAGACCCGUCGGAUACCCUCACCUGGUUUAGCUGGCUUGUCGAAGCCAUUGCCCGGGGUGUGGCUGCUGUCUCAUGCAAACAGCUAUGGGGAGCCACAGGUGAGAGCUGAAUGCCAGGUGGGGACCAAAGGUGGACUUUCAUGACUUUCUGGGCUAAAAGUCAGUCGGGAUCCACGGAUGUUUUUCUCUCAGGACGUGCCACGUAUAAGAGAAUCUCCAGACCCCUGGGCGGGCAUGAUCCCUCGCUGUGCAAUCUGGGAUCUCCUGGAAGUAAUUCCUGCCCCUUUCCCACAUAUGCGGGAAUGACGAACAUAGUUCUCCGGUCUGUGACCCCUGGUGUGAGAGGGAUCAGUGUUAAGUAUGAAUUUUAGUAUUUGUUGUUAUUAAUUAUUCUAUGACUAUACAUUGUUAAAUUAAAGUGUUCAGCCUGGAGUCAGGGACUGUGAAAAGAGAUUGGGAAUAAAAUCAGGUAAUGGUGGAAACGUGGGGUGAUGAACCCUUUUGAUCACGUGUGUCAAAAAUGGGCAAUAAUCUCCUGAAGAGUGUGCCAUUGUAAUUUUGAGAAGAGAUUAUCUUUGAUUAAUUAAUUUGAAAAAUAAUUAUGCACUUUUAAAGGAAGAAUGGCCCAUCUAUUAUUGACAUGUGUUUAUUGUUUUCCCAUGAAUAAAAGUAUAAAAGACAGA
Messenger RNA from Hypanus sabinus (Atlantic stingray), 1489 nucleotides. RefSeq lists its product as uncharacterized. Lineage: Eukaryota; Metazoa; Chordata; Chondrichthyes; Myliobatiformes; Dasyatidae. The record is from RefSeq and is a predicted model, not a curated record. Bases 207 to 767 code for a protein of 186 amino acids. The transcript is spliced from 6 exons.